AAUGAUAGCCUUAGGAAAGUUGAAAGGAGGGUAAACCCUUAUUUUGCGUAAAUAAUUAUUAAAAUUCAGUCAAUUGCGUAAUGUCAAUUUUCAGAAGUUUCUUUCUAUGCAGCUGGAGUUCAUCACUGCAUCACUUUGCUCUGUCUUUGUUUAGGUUUGUGAUAUCUUUAGCUUCAGGGCAUCUAACAUACUAUAGCCUGUGUCGCAGAUGGAAAAUUCCUGAUAUAUAACCGUUACAGGCAGUAUGUUGUUAGUGUCUGUGGCGCAGGCCAAUGUAUUUGUACACUCUUGUAAUUAUUUACUAUCAUUGAUUGUGAUUCCUAGAAAGAUGCCAGUCCAGCCAAACCGACAACCUCAAAAUCUUCAUCUGAGAUCAUAGUGACAGUCCAUGAACGACAGCACGGUUUUUCAAGAGUUAAAGUAGACAGUAUGAAAGCGGAGAUGAAAAAAGUGUUUGAAAAAAUGGUCAAGAAAAGACGCAUAAUAAGAACAGCCAAUGAAUAUGUUCUGGAAAAGGUGACAGAGCCCGGUGUACCAAUUAACCUUGAAUCAAGCUUAGAAAGUAUGGGAACAAGAGAAUUCUGUUUGGUCAGAUUUGGACGCACACCCAGUCAUCAUGAUGCAGAGAACGAAGGAGAUGCUAAUAACCAGUUUAAUUUCUACGUUAAUUAUCAAUACAGGUCCUAUCGUGUCAGCAUGUUACAAAAGUUGAGGACAGUAACAGAAAUACAGCUGGGAGUUUCUCAUGAGAAAAUAGAAAUUGACCCAGUUGGUCAACCAAAGUCAGCCAAAAAAUUCUGGGGAAAACAAAAAUUUACAUCUGUUGACAUGGAGAAUGUAGUUGGCUGUGAAAUAAUAGAGGAAAAGAGCAAUGGAAAGUGUGUCUUCAGAAUAAUCUACUUCAGUCAAAAUGCUCAUGACUUUAAACACUAUGACUUUGAAACAGAAUCGGACAAAGCAGGAGAGAUAGUAGGGAAGGUGAACCAUAUCUUCAAGUCAAACAUGAGUAGCAGGAGAUCAGAAUAUUUGUCUUUGAAAGAGAAAAAAUCAGAGAAGAGAAGAUCCUUGAGAUCCUAGUAACACCAACUUUGUAAUAUAUCUAGUUCAAAAAUAAGCUUUAUCACAGGAAAGGUCACAAUAAGAUGUAAAAAACAAUGAUUUUGCCAAGUUAUGAGAACAUUCAAACUUCCCAUAUUUGUUAUGCUCACAGGACUAAAAAACUUAAUUCCAGUUUGCCAUUUGGACAGUCAAGUAGCUAUCAGAUUUUGCUUGCCCUGGGCAAGCCUUAGUUUGUUCUUUUUGUGAUUUAGUUGGCAGAUGACUUGCUUGAGCCCUUGCACAUUGGGCAAGUGAGAAUGAAACUUUUAGUUUCUUGCUUGGCCAGAAAAUCUACUUGUCCUGAAUGACUGGGCGACACUUUUUUUAAGCACUGCUCAGUGUGCAAUAGUUAUGCACUGAAUAUAAUUAUUCUGACAUGUGGGUAAUAAUUGUGUUGAAAAGGCCACAACAUAUUUUGAUUUGCCCUCUCAGAAACAGACUCCUUGUGGGCGUCAAGAAGGUGAACUCUCAUCUUUUGUCUAUUGUCUUGUAACUGAUUUAACUUUAUUCUCCCUUCUUUCACACUUAAUUGACUUUUUUGCACUGUUUUGUUUAUUCUCCUGAGUACUGUGGACUCCUUUUUUCCUUGAAUGCUUUAAGACCUUCUAAUCUGUCUUUUGUUGGUAUAACCUGUUGAACAGAAUUUCACAAGCUUCUGUCAGUAACAGUUAACUAAGUAGCCUCAUAGGCAUGCAAUGCAUGCAGAGUGGGAUCAUCAGAGAGUAGAAUAACUGCCAGAACAUUACUGUUGUAAGUGUCUAGUUUUAAAAGAGCUUCAGAUCUGUGGCUAACAAGAGCCAUGGGCUUAUAGAGCAUCCUUUUAUAUGCAAUGAAUUACACGAGUCACUUUCAAAAUACUGAUACUUCACCAAGAGCUUCCUUUUCCACAUACAGUCAUUAAAUGUCAUUUACAGGUUUAA
Molecule: messenger RNA, 2018 nt
Organism: Orbicella faveolata
Lineage: Eukaryota; Metazoa; Cnidaria; Anthozoa; Scleractinia; Merulinidae
Product: target of rapamycin complex 2 subunit MAPKAP1-like
Biological process (GO): TORC2 signaling
Cellular component (GO): cytoplasm; plasma membrane; TORC2 complex
Molecular function (GO): phosphatidylinositol-4,5-bisphosphate binding
Source: RefSeq, a predicted model, not a curated record